UAUAUUUUUAGGUACGUAUUAAACGUUCAACUUUGACAUUUCUUUGAUCUAGUUCGCCUUGUCAUUUUGGGGUUAUCAAUGCCCACGACAUUUUUGUAGCUUGUAAAGGUUAGGUUGACUGUAAACAAUGCAUUUUUGUUGCAGAAGGAGGUGAGGCCUCGUGGGAAGCCAUAACUGUUGAUUUAAAUGAUUACCACCGAAUGUCGGACAGAGUUUUUAAGUUACAUUUUAGAAUGCCAAGAGCUGUAUUUGAGGUAAGGUUUCCUGCAUCUUACUUAUGCAUAUUGAUCACUUAUUAGAGAAAUGCAUAUUUUCAACCAAUUUGUCUUUUUCAGUCUGUAUCAACAACUAUAAGGGAACACCUUAUUGAAAAAGGAAGACUCCGUAGAGAAAGAACACCAAUCUUUGACAAAAUGUUUAUGGUUAUCUGGUUGAUUGCGACUCCUGAUAGUUUCCGCAGUGUUGCCCUUAAAUUUGGUGUCAGACCGAGCACUCUGUAUUACUUCUAUACUUAUGUCAUUGAAGCGCUGAUGGAAUUGGCAGAGAAAUUUAUCACAUGGCCUUCUGAAGAAGAAAGAGAAGAGAUAAAGGGUACUUUUGAGAGAGCGACUGGUUUCCCUGGAAUUAUAGGCUGCAUUGAUUGCACCCAUGUGGAAAUUACUGCCCCACUACAGGAUGCUCAGCAGUAUGUGAACAGACAUCACAAAUACAGCAUCAAUGUUCAGGCUGUUGUUGAUCACAAACUGCAGGUGCGCCAGCUCCAUGUUGGAGAAGCAGGCAGCAUGAACGAUGCCAGGGUGUUUCGGAAGAGUCAACUAUACCAGGACUUAAUUGGCAACGAACAUGGCCUUGUUAUCAACCGUGAUGAGCAUUUAGUUGGUGAUGGAGCAUAUACACUAACUGACUUUAUGAUGAAACCAUUUGAAAACAAUGGCCAUCUUAAUGAAAGGCAACUCAAUUUUAAUAGGAAACUGUCACAGUGCAGAGUGCGUGUGGAAAACUCGUUUGCUCUCGCCAAGGGAAAGUGGAGACGACUCAAGUUCCUCCACGCAAGGAAUCCUCGAAAUGUGGUUGAACACAUCACAGCCUCAUUUGUUUUGCACAAUAUGGUCAUCUCUCACGGUGAAAUGAUGAUGGAUGAAAAUGAACUGGUCAGACCUAUUCAUCGUGACCAAGUCUUGGGCCAUGAGGACUUCAACAUUGAUGAUCAAAAAGAUGUAGAUGCCAAUCAGCAGGUGUUGAUGGAAGCAGCCGAAGCUAGGGGUGAAGAAAAGAGGCUUAUGAUUAUGAAUGAUAUUUUGCCUAAUUUAGAAGAAGAAUAGGUUGUCAUAUUUUUCAUGUAUUUAUAUUGUUCACUGUCUA
Molecule: messenger RNA, 1362 nt
Organism: Frankliniella occidentalis (western flower thrips)
Lineage: Eukaryota; Metazoa; Arthropoda; Insecta; Thysanoptera; Thripidae
Exons: 3
Coding region: 414-1322 (302 amino acids)
Source: RefSeq, a predicted model, not a curated record